Sardina pilchardus (European sardine) is the source of this 3399-nucleotide messenger RNA. RefSeq names its product protein-glucosylgalactosylhydroxylysine glucosidase (gene pgghg). The transcript is spliced from 14 exons. Gene Ontology annotation, molecular function: protein-glucosylgalactosylhydroxylysine glucosidase activity. Bases 259 to 2355 code for a protein of 698 amino acids. Lineage: Eukaryota; Metazoa; Chordata; Actinopteri; Clupeiformes; Clupeidae. Gene Ontology annotation, cellular component: cytosol. The record is from RefSeq and is a predicted model, not a curated record. Gene Ontology annotation, biological process: carbohydrate metabolic process.
GACAUCACAUGACCCGCUGCAAUAUAGUAGCCUAAAAUAACCUUUACACCGUAAAAAUACUCGUUUAAAUGCCCUACAACCCACACAGGCUUACGUUGUGGUAUGUUCGUCUACAAACGUCCUGUAACCAGACGCAUUUGUUGAGCUGGCUAAACAUCACCGUCUUUUCUCUAUGCAGGGGCACAUUCCAUCCACCGGGAGUUUUCACAGGAGCCGACACACCGCCGCCUUCUUUUCACAAGCCAGGGGGCGCCCGUGAUGGCCAGUGACCCGAGCGACCCAUACAUCUUCACCACGGCAACGCUGCCCCCUGACUCCCGCUUCCUGCCUCCGCUGGCCAAUGGGCUGCUGGGAUGGAGAGUCUACGGCAGCAUCAUGCACAUGGGCGGGAUUUAUAACGGACAGGCCGGAGACUGUCACCGUGCCGACGUGCCCUGCCCGUUCGCUGUGAAGAUGAGGAUGGGCGAGGAGGAAGAGGCAACACACACCUACAGCCUGGACACUCGUACAGGUCUGUUCACACACAUGGCGUGUACGGAGAGUGUGUGUGUGUCCCAGAUGUUCUACGCUCACCGCCUGUACCCCAACCUUCUGGUGAUGGAGGUGCUCAUGGUGCGUCAGGUGACCUCGCAGGAACCAAUCACGGUGCAGUUUGACAGCUCCUUCCGCCCUCAGAGCAAAGACAUCGCCUUCCAGGAAGGAUCUGACUACAGGGGAGGAAAGCACAUCUUCGGGCAGACCCAGACCGCUGAGGUCCCUGGGGGCUCCUGUCUCAACGUGCACCUCAUCUGGACCCCAGUGGUGACAUCACUCACCCUGGAACCAGAGCAGAGCCAAUCACGGUGGGGCUUCCUGCUGGCGGCCGCUGAGACCGAGGAGAACAGCCAAUCAGCUUACGACCUGGGCCUGCAGCUGAUGACUGACGGCAACCUAAGGCCCUCCCACAACAGGGCGUGGGCCGACUUCUGGUUGGGUAGCAGGUUGGAGAUUGCGGGGGAGGAGCCUCUGAGCCGCGCUCUGAUUGGCUGCCUCUUCUACCUGCUCAGUGCCUUCCCCUCACUGAACCAGACCACUGAGGCCUUCGGUGGGGUCAGUCCAGGGGGGCUGUCCAACGGGGGACAGGGACAGGACUACUGGGGACAUGUGUUCUGGGACCAGGACACAUGGAUGUAUCCAGCCAUUGCCCUAUUCUAUCCUUCUCUGGCUCGCACUGUGCUGGAGUACCGUGUGCGAACACUAGAGGGUGCUAGAGCAAACGCUGAACAACAGGGCUAUAAGGGUGUGAAGUUCCCUUGGGAGAGUGCAAAUUCCGGUAGAGAGGUGUGUCCAGAGGACAUCUACGGGGAGCAGGAGAUUCACAUCAACGGAGAUGUCAUCCAGGCCUUCCAGCAUUACUAUUACCUCACACAGGAUUUGGAGAUGUUCAAAGCGGGGCGUGGCAGUGAGGUGGUGUGGGGCGUGGCUGACUAUUGGGUCUCCCGGGUAACCUGGAGCUCUGAGGACCAAUCAUAUCACAUCAAAGGUGUAAUGCCUCCAGAUGAGUAUUACUACAAUGUGGACGACUCUGUCUUCACAAACACUGUUGCUAAGAACAGUCUGCUCUUUGCUGUAGAGCUAGCCUCCCUGCUGCAGUACCCAGCUCCCCCAGAGUGGCAGGAGGUGGCCGACCGGCUCAAGAUCCCCUUUGACCCAGAUCACCAAUAUCACCCAGAGUUCAGGGGCUACAUUAAGGGUGGUGUGGUGAAGCAGGCAGACGUGGUGUUGCUAGGAUACCCACUGGGUCUUCCCAUGAGUUCCAAGGUUAGACGGAAUGAUCUGGAAGCGUACGAGCCCGUCACUGAUCCACGUGGCCCUGCUAUGACCUGGGGCAUGUUUGCGGUUGCAUGGCUGGAGUUAGGUGAGACUGAGAGAGCACAGAAACUCCUGGAGAAAUGCUAUAAAAACAUCCAGGAACCUUUUCAGGUGUGGAGUGAGUCGUCUGAUGGAUCAGGGGCGGUGAACUUUCUCACUGGGAUGGGAGGCUUCCUGCAGGCCGUGCUGUUCGGCUACACCGGCUUCAGGGUCCAGAAGGACUGCCUGUCCUUUUCUCCUAUCCUGUCUGGAGCCAUUGCAGAGCUGAGCGUGACCGGUGUCAGUUACCUAGGCAACAAGCUGAACUGGCUGGUGAAGGGGGAGGAAGUGACUGUGAAGCUGUGGGAAAAAACAGAGCAUGCUGGGAAGGCCUGCGCCCUGGAAGUGGUGCUCAAAGCCUCAGGCACCAGGAUUCCCCUCACGCCAGGCCAAUCAGUGACCUUCCCUCGAGAGGCGGGAGAACUGAGGAAGCAGGAUUCAGGACAGUCCUGUUGGCCUAUUUAACUAUCUCGAUGUCAAUCACUCAUCAGAGGGACCCAGGACCCACCUGCUGUGUCACCUCACCUCAUCUUACCCAAUCUUCAGUCUUCAGCCCUCAGCCUUCAGUUUAUUCCUACAGAAUGAUUGAAUCAAAUUUGCCGAUGAUACAACUUUGGCCUUAGAAUGUGAGCACUUUAUUUUCUAGGCUAACAUGCACGCACAUGCAUGCACACACACACACACACACACACACACACACACAAACACAAACACACAUACACACCUGCACACGCACCCACCCACACACAUACACAUACACACAUACACACACAUACACACACACGCACCCCCCCCCCACCCCAUACACACACACACACACACACACACACACACACACACACACACACACACACGCACACACCCACACCACACACACCUGCACUUAUUCAGGAACUUAUUCAGGAAGCACUGUCUGAAUCUAUGCUGCUGUUUAAAGCCAGGGAAUCACUCACACAGACAUGUGCGCGCGCGCACACACACACACUAGGGAUGUGACAUAUUUAAAUGUAAAGAGGAGAAACAUUCUAUAUCAUAUCAUUAAAUAGCCAAUGAAAACUUGAUAUGAUCAAGAUCCACAUAAGAUGGGGUGACGAUUUGCUGAUUGUCAGUCUGAACUGCGUGGUUGUCUGUGAUCAGAUUAUCCUCUAUAUAACGUCUGUCUAUGUGGGUAUCUGUAAUCAUUUCAUCCUCAUCAGGCCAGAGCACCACUGGAUGGGAUAUGUUAAUGUCAGUCUGUGGGUGUCUGUAAUCAUUAAUAUGUUGAUGGUCAGUCUGUGGGUGUCUGUAAUCGUCAAUGGUUAGUUUGCGUGGGUGUCUGUAAUUGUUAAUAUGUUAAUGGUCAGUCUGUGGGUGUCUGUAAUUAAUAUGUUAAUGGUUGUCAAUGGUCAGUUUGCGUGGGUGUCUAUGAUCGUUUUGUACUCAUCGUCUCACUGGACAUGAUCAGGCCUGAUCUCCACUGAAUAGCUGCUUGAUACCAGGCCUAAUAAACACAACAAACCAUACACCAUA